Messenger RNA from Vidua macroura (Pin-tailed whydah), 1765 nucleotides. It is a transcript of the gene DPH3, whose product is annotated as diphthamide biosynthesis 3. The record is from RefSeq and is a predicted model, not a curated record. The transcript is spliced from 3 exons. NCBI's taxonomy places the organism in Eukaryota, Metazoa, Chordata, Aves, Passeriformes, Viduidae. Gene Ontology annotation, biological process: protein histidyl modification to diphthamide. Gene Ontology annotation, molecular function: metal ion binding. The coding region runs from base 59 to 307 and encodes 82 amino acids.
CGUCAGGCGCCGCCUCUUCCCGUCCGCCCCGGCCCGGCUCCCGCCGCUCCCCGGCAGCAUGGCCGUGUUCCACGAUGAGGUGGAGAUCGAGGACUUUGAGUACGACGAGGAGACUGGGACCUACACCUACCCGUGUCCCUGCGGGGACCGAUUCGUCAUCACGCGGGAGGACCUGGAGAACGGGGAGGACGUGGCCACCUGCCCCAGCUGCUCCCUGAUCCUGCGCGUCAUUUACGACCAGGAGCAGUUCAUGCGGGAUGAAGUCGUGGCAGAACCUUUGCCAAACAAGGAAUUGGUCAAGUGCUGAUGAAUGCAUCGUGGACUGUGCUGCUUUGGGAUGAGAAAGUAUGGGGAUGGUGACUGCGGAAAGAGUUGUGGUUCUUCGGGAAGUGCAUGUUGCUGUGGGAUACAAGUGCAAUAAUUGUCUGUCUUCUUAAUAUGGAUGAGAGUUUGUUGGGAUAUCAAACACAUUAAAGCAUUUUGUUCCAAAGGGUUAUACUUUAAAAAAAAUAUAUAAGCUGCUCCAUAUAUUCCAGAAGACUUGAGGAUUAUGAUCCUGAUUUACAGCAAGUCAAUACACAGAAGAAGAGUAUGGAGUUGGAAAUUAUAGCAUUUAGUCUAGCAGUGGCUUCUUAGCCUGUGGAGAAAAACAGGCUUUAUGUGGGUAUAUGCAGGUGUGAAAUGGCACAGAGAGCUGACAUGCUGGGAGGCAAGAUUUCGGAGUCCAUAGGACACAAUGCCGUACAGAGUUAACAGAGUGCAGCUUCUCCCAGCGUGUGGGCUCUCCUAGCCCAUACUGAAUAUGGGGAGAAAACCAGAGACCCAGAGCCAACAUUUACCCAGUGCUCGUAAAUUGUCUUUACUCCUGUAAACACAGGGAAGGUGCAGUUGACUGUGUAUCUGUAGUGGGGGCAACACUUGAAUUGGGGCAGAUUUGUUUCUUAAAUUGCUUCUAAAGUUGCUUAGGAAUGACUUGAGUAGUUGUUACCAAAUGACUCUGACAUAACAGUGAUACACUUUUGAGGGUGUUGUGUGAAAUGGAGUCUUUUUUUUACCCCUGCACAGCUGCUAAUGUACAGGACUGGAACUCAAAGUGGUUUGUAUUUUACCCCUAUAGUCUCAACAACUUUGUGAUUUGACUGUUGCAGUAGAUAUAAAAUGGGCUGCAGUUCCUUGUGCCAUUUGUAGUAAAUUUCUCAACCCUUCUUUAUUAGAUUUUGUCACUUCCUGGAUAGGAGAUGGAUACAUUUCACUUAAUUAAUAAAGGCAUUUUUUAGGGUAGAAAAGAGUUGUGAAAACAUACUGCACAUUGAUUCCAAGACUGCUUCUUGAAUUACUGCACUUGAAUAUUUAUUUAAAAUUGUUGUCAUUCCUGUAUUUUAAUAGGAUUUGACAUCUGUGAAGUUAAAUUUGGGGAAAAGUACCCGUGAAGAGUGUAUGUGGCUAUUUUGCUCCAGGCACUAAAGAUAAGCAAGUUUUAUUGGAUUCUUGCAUUUAGUUAUUUUUGUUCUUACAGCAUUCUGUGACUGUUGAAGAUGAACAUUCUAGUUACUUUAAGAAAAGGAGAGGAAAAAACCCCUACAUCUAGUUGGAAGUUUUGAAUGCAGUAAGCACAACCCAGAGUGUUUCCAUGCCUAAGCCAGGAGGUGGCACUCGUAUUCCUUUGACAUACGUGCUUAAAAAAAAUAAAUGUUGUGGUACUUUGGUUAGCUGUGCCUUAUCGAACAUUUAUUUUGACUAUCAAAAUAAAGAUGUUUUAAGAUUC